CUGUUUAUCAUCAGCAAGGGGAGGGAGAGAGUGAGAGAGGAAGACUGCGUCUCUCUCAUUUUGUUUAGUGCACCCACAGACACACACGCUCAGCAACAUACACUAUUCCAAUCCUUGGCAGCCUGAGGGACGCACACACGGACACAGAGAGCAAAAAACAGCUAACCAGAUUGUACCAACAGGAAAAGAUCUGAACUACACCAAAGAUGGGGCCUGGAUUGUUUUGGAACUUCCCUCCCAAGGCUGGCUGCACGGUUCCACAGAGCCUCCUGCAGACCAUGUUGCUGUCCAGAAUGGCAGGGAUGAAGGAGCAGCAGUUCACGGAGGAGAAACCCCUGCUGCCGGAGCAGCGAGGAGUGGACGCAGACAUGGAUAAAGGAGAGGAGGCGUCGGGGGGGUUACCAUGCCCCGCCAGCCCCGCCAGCCCCGAGCCUCCUAACAACCCCCCUCCCCCCAGCCGCCCCACCCACCGCUGGCAUGUCAUCGCACGGCACUGGCUCCGCCAGACCCGCCGUCGGACCAGCGGGGUCCUCCCGGAAAGCUGUGAACAGCUGAUGCCGGCAGGGGAGUGGAAGGAACAUGAUGUUGAGACUCCUUAUGGGAUGCUGCAUGUGGUGAUUCGCGGGGCACCCAAAGGAAACAAGCCUGCAAUCCUCACCUACCACGAUGUGGGACUGAACCACAAGCUGUGCUUCAACACUUUCUUCAAUAACGAAGAUAUGCAGGAGAUCACCAAGCACUUUGUGGUUUGCCACGUUGAUGCCCCGGGACAGCAGAUUGGAGCGCCACAGUUGCCACAGGGGUAUCAGUACCCUACUAUGGACCAGUUGGCCGGGAUGCUGCCCACUGUGGUGCAGCACUUUGGAUUCAAAAGCAUUGUUGGGAUCGGAGUUGGAGCUGGAGCUUACAUUCUGGCCAAGUUUGCUCUCAUCUUCCCUGACCUGGUAGAGGGUUUGGUUCUGCUCAACAUCGACCCCAACGGCAAAGGCUGGAUUGACUGGGCUGCCUCUAAGCUGUCAGGUCUGACCAGCGCUCUGCCAGAUACUGUGCUGCCACAUCUUUUCAGCCAGGAGGAGCUGAUGUCCAACACAGAGCUGGUGCAGAGCUACCGGCAACAGAUCAACAACACCAUCAACCAGUUCAACCUGCAGCUUUUCUGGAACAUGUACAACAGUCGGAGGGACCUGGAGAUGAAUCGCAGUGGGACAGUGCUUAAUGCCAAGACCCUGAAGUGUCCUGUUAUGCUGGUUGUGGGAGACAACGCCCCAGCUGAGGAGGGAGUGGUUGAGUGCAACUCCAAACUGGACCCAACCAACACGACGUUCCUAAAGAUGGCUGACUCUGGUGGGCUUCCCCAGCUUACACAGCCUGGGAAGCUGACUGAAGCCUUCAAGUAUUUUCUGCAGGGAAUGGGCUACAUCGCUUAUGUGAAGGAUCGGAGGUUGAGUGGAGGGCCAGUGCCCUCUGCUAGUAUGACCCGCCUGGCUCGUUCCAGGACAGCCUCCCUGACCAGCGCUAGCUCCAUGGAUGGGUCCCGCUCCCGGGCCUGCACCCACUCCGACAGCACCGAGGGAGUCGGGACCGUCACCCACACCAUGGAGGUGUCUUGCUGAGGUGCCAGUCAGUCAUAGAAAGAGGGAGGAAGGGGCUGGAGGGAUGGAGAGAGAAAGAGAAAGAUGGAAGGGAUGACAGCAAAGAAGAGAAGAAGGAGAGUGGGGGGUGUGAGGAAAAUGUGAAGUAAUAAAGGUGUGACUACCUCUCCAUAGUCAGACAUGGUAGAUGGUAGAAUGAGACAGCAACAGGAAGGACAUUUCAUGAAAUAAGGUGGAUACAGCUCUCUCUGUCUUAAUCUUUCUCCUCCAGAUCCCUUUGUCUGCCAUCUUCUUAGCUCCUCCACUGUAAAAUACCAUAUGCACCUUUAAAUAUCCACCUCAACCCCAUCCCGGUCGCCCAGCACUUAAAGAUUUAAGCAACUGUUUUUAUUCUUGCAGUGUCAUUCUUGUAUUUGCUAACUGUCUCCUCAUUCUCUCCCUAACCCCCCACCCCUCCACAAAAAAAGAAAGUAACCCCAUCUGUUAACAGUCCACACAGCAAUACAUGAUACAACAGCUGCUGUUCAUAAUGUAAGAUGGAAUUCUGUCAAAGAAGGUGAAAGAGCAGGACAUAGCAAGGAAAACAGAGGUGGUCCUAUCAUGAAAAAGUGUUAUGCAUCAUUGUUUUGCAAGCAGUUUAUUAUUUUGUUGUAUGAACAAAAUGUGAGUAUCUCUCUCUGUGUUGUUUGUAAGAGCUGGCUAUUUAGAGCUGUAAGGAGGUGUGUGUCCAGAAUUUGACAGACAACAGAACACAGCCAAGUGCAUCUGAGGUGCUUAGAGACUAUGUUAACUUUUUUUAGUCUAAGAGCAUAGCCAGACUACACAACACCAAUUUAAAGCUGCACUUAGUAAGAUUUUAUAUCAAACUUGUUAACUACACUUUGAGUACAAAAAAGUGAUAUCAUCUGCAUACAGACAUUUCAGGCCCCCAGUCGUAAGCAAACUGAGAUCUAGCCACUACACCACCGGGGAGGUUAGCUGACACAAAUACAGCUCCAUCCAUUUUUAUUACUUUGAGUAUGAUUAUCUGUACAUGAUAUGGCCAAAGUAUAACUUGCCCAUUCGUGCAUAAAUUAUUACGACCUCAGUCAGGAUUUGUUUCUUAAGUGUUUGUUUCUUUUUAGGCAUAAAAUAAAAAUUAUUAAGUUAAUCAAGUUCAACAUGCAUUUUUCAAGGACAUCUUUACAUUUCCACUCGGAUGGACAGCAUGCGUUUAAGCUUUCAACUGAAGAAAUAUUAACAAAUUUAAAGACUGAUAUACAUCAUGUGAAACUAUAAAAAAAUAUAUAUUUUUAAUGUUGUUAAACUAGUAUGUUAACAUACACAUAUAUUCUAAUAUUGUUCAGUGCCAUGCAAAAGCAUGAAACUUUGCUCCUGACUCUUCAGAUUCUCCUCUCUUAUUCUACUUCUCUCUCCUGUACCUACCUCCCACCCUCCCUCAUUCAGCUCCUUCCUCUUCAUUCCUCAGACCACCCCCAACCCACCUCCACCUGUUGAACUAUAUGAUUUUUUCAAUGAACAUUUUCUGUAAAAAUAACCAAAAUAUUGUCAAAAUAUUGUUCCUGUUACAAAACCAGUACAUUAUAUUCUAAUAGCAUAAAUCAAUUUAUUUUUCAGUCAAGAAAAUCACUGCAGAUGAAGAUUUUCAAGAUCAACAAAGUUUCAGUAAUAGUAUUAAUUAUACAGUAGUUGAUAUAUAGGCAGCGAUGCAUGAUGUCCAGGUUAGUGGACAGAUGAUUAAUUGUAAUUUCCUCACAAUAUACAAUGAAUACAUGGAAAAAUUAACAGCUGUAUUAUUCCUUAGAUGGUACUUGAUGUUACCAGAUUUUUUUUUACCUGCCAGGGUCUCCUAUCUACAUCUCUUGCAUUCAGUCAGCCAUCUUUGUUGUGAGAGAUUUAUGUUGCACUGACAACACCUGGCCAAUGGGUGGGAGUGUAUGGUAUGGUGCACUAGGGUCCACUGUAAUGUAUUAAAUGCAACUAUAGCAUCAAAAGUCAUGCAUAUACAAGAGAAUGGCUUUUAAAUAGCUGUCCACUGCAGUGACUACUAUGUAUGAAAGUGCUAGACUUUCAUUUGAAUGAUCUUGAUUUUGAGCAAGAUGACAGUCUGUGAUUUGUUAGCCACUGGAGUCCAUCUAUUGUUUAAUAUUUAAAAAAAGCAUAAAGUGACUGAUACAAAUAUACAAUCCAAUGUAGUAGCAGUAAAGUAACUAUGAAGCACUUAAUCAACAAACAACAGGAACUGGACUUGUGUUUGCAGACUUUAAUCACUAAUAAUCACUUUUUGUGAAAUUGUCAAUAUCCUAAAAAGAUGGGUAUGGAACUGCUUAAAAGUUUUAGGUACAAUGUUUGUAUGUAGCAUGUAAAUUUACAAAUAGAAUUAUGCCCAAUAGAGGAAUAUUAUUGUAGAUGUAGGAGCUGAAUUAGUGCCCCACAAAUGAUGUUACAUCCUUAAAAGUACAGUUACGUAAUUAUCGUAAAGUUAUGGAGGUUAGGUUUAGGGUUCCAAACACGUAUCUACAGGGGAAAUCCCGGGGUAAAGUCUUCGUUUUUGUGACCCAUCCACCAUCCCAACCUGCCUCCUUACAAAUCUGCUUGGGACUGCUUCCUUUUGUACUCCUUUUUUAUUGGUCACAUGAUCCCAGCCUUUCAAAAUACAUGGGAUAUGUACAAAUUUAGUUGCAUUACUUUUUGUAGGAAAAUGUAUGAACAGUUUAUGAGAACAGCAUGAGCGCUGUAUGGAGCAUCACAGACUGGUCAGGCUGGUGAACAUGACACAUCACAUUAUUAGGGACCGAGCCUAGAGGCAGAGGACUGCUCAAGGAGCAGUCCUCGCCAAAGGCGAGGACCCUCUUGUUUUUGCUGCGUGCGUUUAUUAGUGACUGGGCCCAACAGCAGUGGACUACUCACAAAGCAGUCCUCGCCGAAGGCGAGGACCCUCCCUAUAGUCUUUGCUGCGUUUAUUCCUACAGACCAGUCCUCGCCAAAGGCGAGGACACUAUUGUUUUUGCUCCGUUUAUUCUUUAUUAUUCUUCUUUCUCCCGCCGCCUCUUUGAACUGGAAUUUGACCCCCUAAACAUGCUCAAAAACUCACCAAAAUUGGCACGCAUAUCAGAACCGGUGAAAAAUUUUAGAAAAUGAUGACAUUAACCCCUAAAGUGCCAAAAUGGGCUCUCUAGCGCCACCUAGGCACACAAAAAUGGCCGCCACGGCCUGUAGGAAUGUCGUAGAAACAUGAAACCAAAAGUGGCGUGUUCGUCUCAUCAAGACCUAAAAAUCACGCGCUGACACCCCUGACCUAAAUCCAACAGGAAGUGAGAUAUUUGCCCUUUCAAAGUAAGAUUUUGCCUUAAAACUGCCUUUCCUAAAAAAUCUUCUUCUCAUACACCACUUAUCCAAUCGGCUUCAAACUUGCACAGAUGACAGAUCAACUCGUUCUAAUCAAAAGUUAUUCGUAACUUUUUCAUUACUCGCUUCGUUUGGAUUUUAUGGCCUCCAUAAGGUGAGAUGUCAGAAAAACGUCCUGACGAUCUUCGACAGCUGUCCCGUAGGAAAUGAAUGGCAGCAGGGGGGAGAAAGACACCAAUCUUAGGGCUUUUUCUAGCAUUUACAGCGUCUCCAUACUUUGUGCUACAGACUCCAUUCCAACUCUCAAAUGUUGCCACAGGUCUCAUCUAUUCACUCAUGUUUUCAUCUUCUUCAUAUCUUUUACCGUUUUUGAUCUGUGCCUCUCAAAGUACCAUGAGCAAAAGUGGAGAAAUUCUCAGUUUACAAUGGGUGUGUAUUGCAUGGAAUGCUGUGAGCUAGAGUGGAGAGGGCUCUAAAAAUUGUCUAAAACUUUUGUCUUUAACUCGCUCAUACGGCCACAAUUUUCACUGUACAGACACAAUUUAUACCACAAAACGUAGGAAAAUUUGUCCUGCUCACAGAUAUGUUGACAUGGAAUCUCUCACACGUACACAUUUUUGCUGAGUGGCUCCAAAGCGAAGGGAGCGCCGAUUUUUUUCUCAUUCACUCCCAUGUAAACUCAGAGGAGAAAUUUCUGGAAACAGCUUAGGUGCAACACAUUUUAAACUUGCUCCUCUGACCACAUUUUUGACUGUAGACAUAUAAAACAAGACACGUGCGUUCACGAGACGUGGCUGUCUCUCACAAUCACUUUAUUUUCUUGAUUGGACCAACGGUUUGGGUAUGGGAAGGACUUGUUUGAGGAGUUCAAACCCAUAUUAAACAGCCUUUGCUGAUCUGCUCUCAUGAGCUCUGUGUGUGCCACAGGUGCAGGCAAGUCAUUAAUCGCCAUGACAACGGCUGCACACACAGACACAGCCACAGGCUCUCUCUGUCUGUGUGUCUCACAAUCUUUAAAGGACAGAUUACAGCAGCAGAAACUUCAUUUGAAACAGCAAAUACACAUUAUUAACCCCUACAGUGCCAAAAUGGGCUCUCUAGCGCCACCUAGACACACUAAAAUGGCCACUACAGCCCAUAGGAAUGUCGUAUCAAGAUCAAACCAAAACUGGUGUGUUUGACUUACAAAUCACGCAUUGACACCCAUGACCUGAUUCCAACAGGAAGUGAGGUAUUUGACCUUUCAAAGUAAGAUUUCGCCUCAAACGUGGUCUCAGGAAAACACAUCUCCUCCUACACCGUUUAUUUAAUCAGUUUUAAAGAUGCACACAUGCCACCUCAACUGCUACUAAACAGAUCUUCUGUAUAACUUUAUCUCUCUCAUCAUCACAUUAUUUUCAUGAUUGGACCAACAGUUUGGGAAUGGGAAGAACUUGUUCGAAGAGUUAAAUCUCCACUAAAAGAGGUGUCUCUGUGUUCUGUCUGUCUCUCUCUGCUCUUCUGCCAGGUGCACUUACUUAAUUACCAUGGCAACCGCUGUCACACACAAACUCACAGAAACAUGAUGUCUGUGCGUGUGUCUACAUCUUACAUUCAGACAUGACAGGGGCACAAUCUCCAUUUUAACCCUUUAGGUGCCAGAGUUAAUUGAGCAAAAUAUUCCAUUUUCAUUUCAACAUUUCAAAAGGCUGUGGCUUGAAAGUGGUGACAGAUAAAGGCAUACUGUAAAUGAGAAAACUAUUCAUCAUGACCCAAAGUUUGUGAUGGGAGUAAAUUAACUCAUCUAAUUUGCAUACUGUGGCAUCACCAGCAGGCAGCCAUAUUGGAUUUCAUAAAUCUCAGUCAAAGAACAUUUUGAACAGAUUUACACAGUAGAUUUAUUUUGUUUUGUGUUGUUUUUGUCAUGUCUUCCUCAAAAUGAAAGAAGAGGAAUCUGAUGGGAAUAAAUUCGCCCAUCUAAUUUGCAUAAUGUGACAUCACUUCUGCAUACCUACAGCUACAGAAAACAUUCAAACAUCAAACCGUUCAGCUCUGUAAGGAUUUUCUGAUGUUUGUGGCAAUAUGUUUGAUGUUUCUAAAUAAUUCACAGUGACGACAUAUGCUGGGGGCCGAAACGGGCGUGAAUUGGUUUUUGAAAUUCAAAUCUUCACCUUAUUAUUGCCAUUUGGAGUCACAUUAGUGUAAUGUUGCUGAGUCCAGCUUUAAACUGCGUGUCACCUCACAUGUCUGAACCAAUCCACUACAUGAAUAUAGGCUAGAAUAAGUAUUUAUUGAUAUGUAUAUGCAUGCGAACGUUGUCUUAGGGCAUUCUAGUAUCUGAGUAGUAUCUAGUAUAAGGGCAUUCUUCGUUAACCCUUUACAUAUGGCUCGUUAAAGAGAGCCAAGGAUGCAAAUCACCAUCAUCAAUCUGCAACUCCAGUGCAUGGAUGUGGUUCUGGCCAUAGUCGGCUCUUUGUGGUCUCUAACAGGACAAUCACACUCUGACCCAAACCAAACUAGACCAGGGGGACCGAGGCAGGACCGGGUCGACCCAACAACUUCUCUUUCUGGGUCACAACCAAAGAACUGGCAGCAGCCUUCCCUUACAGCAUCCAGCCCCUCUCCAUGGAUAAGCCAAAGCUAUCCUCCCCCAACCCAACAUACACAAACACAAACCACAUACACAUUUUCAAAAACCUUUUCAAAUGAAACCUGCAUGGGUUGUGCUUUCAUGUAGCCCUUUUCCACCACAUUAGCUCUGGUUCUUCAAGUGGUUCUGUUCAGGACUCUUGGAACCUUGGUGCUAUCCAGCAAACCAGCCUGUGUUUUGUGUAUGAUCAGAACCAUUGUAAUCAAGGACAUGUAAACAGAGGAAGUUGCACAAUACCAAACUGAAGUAAACAGUGGCAAAAGCACGAAUUACAUUUAUUACCUGUGAACUUUUGUUCUAUUAUUACAGAUUUCUCACUUGACUUCUCAAUUUUUGCCUUCUCCAUCCUCUAUUUCCAACCUGUGGAAUAUGACACGCCAACUGAUGUCAUCACAGUUGGCACUUCAGGGGUCUCAUCUAUAAACACUUCAUACAAACAAAACAAGCAAAAGUUGUGAUGUAAACAGACUUUAUGGGGAAAAACUUUGACCCAUGCAUUGCUUACAAACAUUUUGGAGGCGGUAUAUUGGCGAGGUGGAAGCCUGACUGUUGAAAUUGUUGAAUAUUUUUUAGUAUAUGCUGUUUUUGGCUUUUUUCUGUAUGCACAUGUUUAGUAUGAAUCUGAUGCAUUGUUUUAUAAAUGAGACCCCAGGUCAAGACAAACCUCUUAUGUUUUGGUUUCAGGUGAGAACCAACUUUUCAGGUGCUAAACCAAUUUAUUUGAGGUCAAAAUGCUUUGAACAGUUCAAAAUUAGGUGUGGGAACUGGAACGGUACGGCGGUAUUAGAGAUAUUAGAGACCUAAGCAAAAGAAAACACAUAAAUACACAAAAUUCACACUCAAGACGGAAUCCAUUGUAGUCAGUGUGUGUUUUGAUGUGAUGUGUGACCAUAAUGUCACCAGCAUAGUAGAUGUAUAUAAAUGUAGUUUUAGACUAGUGAAGCUGUGUGUUGUUAUCUGCUGUAAUACUGGACCACCUUGUCAAUUGUGAUCAGAGAUGGGGUCCCUUGGUUUAAUGAACAGUAUUCAUGUACCAUAGUCACCCUGUUUUCUCCAGUUUUACAAAAAAAACAAACCCUUUGGUCCCCUGUCAGAAGGGGUGUAGCUUCCAGUUGCUGAGGUGUGCACUUCCCUGAGGUGGCCUGUAAGGGGCGGGGCUUUUUUGGAGCCAUUUGGGCGCCAAGCUCGGAAUGUAGGGCAAUCCCCAGCCACCUUAAAAAAACAAAAACAAAAACAAAAAAAAAACCUUUCCCCCCAAAAAAUCACAAGGUGCCCCGGCUCUCACAGGCAAACCCAGUCGCACCCUAAAGGGCUAUCAGCUGAAGUCACUUUUUAAUAUGUGGGUAGUGUAGGUUGUGUUUCUGAGAACCAGGGGGCCCUAGAGACUAGCAGAUUGAUAAGAUUUUUUUUAUCAAGCAAAGAAGACAAGGAAUUGUUAUCCAAACAUAGAGAGAGAUUCUGACCUGAAAAUGUAAAUGAAUGAAUGAAUGUUAAAGGAAAAAGAAUGUGAUAUUAUUUGAUUUUAAGCUGGAGAGAUUGUUGUUGAAUUGUGUGAAAUAUCCAAUAAAUGUAAAAGUUUGAAGAAAAAAAAUUGACAUAUGGGAAGGAGAGAUUAUGAGAACAUAUUAGACAGUCAGAUCAAACACCUCAGUUUCUCCUCACGGAACCUCAUGGAUGAAUUUCAUGAACACUCAAGUUUGCAUGUAGCGGAGUACAUCUUCAGUGUUUAUCUUUUCACCAAGCUAGUUUCUGCCAUCUACUCCAACACGAUUUCUACCCAAACUGCCUGGGGGGCUCCUGAAUGUAUUUUGUCCUUUUUGAAGUGCUGUACAGUAUUGUCAACCUACGCCUCUCAGAACCACACACUAUGCUUUGCCCUGCCCCACAUCUUUAACAUUUAACCCUGUAUAUGAAAACCCAGCUCCUUCCUGCUCUGCCUCAAGGUCUAUAAAUAAUGAUGUUAAGUAGCGAUUUGUGAAAGUCGACAGCUCCUGUAAGCUGGCUCUCGAUCAGUUCAUAUAGACCUUAAUCCUCCUUGUUCUUGUAGAUGCUUUUUAUUUCUAGAGCAGGUGACCUGAACCGAACACUCUAACACUACUGUAUUGUUAAGAAAACUUCAACAUAUUUCUGCUCCUCUUCCCUCUAAGUUUCUCUUUUUUUAGGUAACAAUAGGGUGUAUCCUCAUCUUGGUAUAAUAUUGGUUCAUGUGUACUACUAUUCUUCUUCUUCAAACUGCCAUUAUGAUUGAUUUGUAUUGAGCAAUAAGUUCUUUUUUUCAUGUUUGGUUGUUUCAUAUUGUGGGAGUCUUCCCUAUGAGCUUGUUUGUAUUCACAACAGUAGAAGGACUCUUACCUACUUUGCUGUCAUUCAGAUAUGUAAUGUAAAGUCUAAAUAUAUUAUAUACAAAUAAAUAUAAAAAGUAAUCUGUCUGUCCAUGUACUGAUCAAGUAACAAGUAAGAAAUAAAGUCUUUAUGUCAGAA
Messenger RNA from Epinephelus fuscoguttatus (brown-marbled grouper), 10050 nucleotides. It is a transcript of the gene ndrg4, whose product is annotated as NDRG family member 4. The transcript is spliced from 19 exons. NCBI's taxonomy places the organism in Eukaryota, Metazoa, Chordata, Actinopteri, Perciformes, Serranidae. The coding region runs from base 207 to 1613 and encodes 468 amino acids. Gene Ontology annotation, cellular component: cytoplasm. Gene Ontology annotation, biological process: brain development; positive regulation of ERK1 and ERK2 cascade; signal transduction. The record is from RefSeq and is a predicted model, not a curated record.